AUGUCCACUGAUUACCUUACCUUGAACAGAACCGGCGACAAGAUGCCCAUUCGCGGUUUCGGCUGUUGGAAGAUUGACACCAAGGAUUGUGAGGAGACCGUCUACCAAGCUAUCAAGACUGGUUACCGUCUUUUCGAUGGUGCCUGUGAUUAUGGUAACGAAGUCGAGGUUGGUCGUGGUAUUAACAAGGCCAUCAACGAAGGUUUGGUCAAGAGAGAAGAUCUUUUCAUCGUCACCAAGCUCUGGAACACCUUCCACAGCAAGAAGCACGUCCGUGCCUUGUUCGAUAGACAAUUAAAGGAUACCGGUCUUGAAUACUUUGAUCUUUAUCUCAUUCAUUUCCCCGUUCCCUUGCAAUAUGUUGACCCUGCUACCGUCUACCCUCCCGGUUGGUAUGUCGGUGAUGCCAAGUCUCUUCAAUUCGAGCAAUCUCCCAUCCACGAAUGUUGGGCUGAGUUAGAAAAGAUUGUCGAUGCUGGUUUGGCUCGUAACAUUGGUGUUGCUAACUUCAACUGUCAAGCUAUCUUGGACUUGCUUACCUAUGCUAGAAUUAAGCCUGCCGUUUUACAAAUCGAACUCCAUCCUUACUUGCCUCAAGAGCGUUUGGUCAAGUGGGUCAAGGAACAAGGUAUUCAAAUCACUGCUUACUCUUCUUUCGGUCCUACCUCUUAUGUUGACUUGACUGAAUCUGGUAAGACUUAUACCUCUUUGCUCGAACACGCCAGUGUCAAGUCUGUUGCCGAUAAGCACAACGUCUCCACUGGUCAAGUCUUGCUCCGUUGGGCUUUGGACCGUGAAUUCGCUGUUAUCCCCAAGAGUGUUAACGCUGGUAGAAUGAAGGCUAACUUGGAAAUCUUGGAUAUCAAGCUCGAUGCUGAGGAUAACAAGACUUUGGAUUCUCUCAAGACCAACCAAAGAUUCAACGAUCCCAUGACCUACGGUUUCGGUUUGCCUCUUUUCGAUUAA
This is a messenger RNA of Mucor mucedo, 966 nucleotides long. Its product is annotated as 4-dihydromethyltrisporate dehydrogenase. Gene Ontology annotation, cellular component: cytosol. The record is from RefSeq and is a predicted model, not a curated record. The transcript has 2 exons. Gene Ontology annotation, molecular function: aldose reductase (NADPH) activity. Lineage: Eukaryota; Fungi; Mucoromycota; Mucoromycetes; Mucorales; Mucoraceae. Bases 1 to 966 code for a protein of 321 amino acids.